AUGAGGUUGGAUAUAAAGAGACAACUCUUUGCUCGCUCGGAGCGAGUAAAGGGUAUUGACUUCCACCCGACAGAGCCAUGGAUCCUGACAACAUUAUACAGCGGUCACGUAUACAUCUGGUCUUAUGAAACUCAGUCAAUCAUUAAAACCUUCGAACUCACCGAUGUUCCCGUCCGAGCUGGGCGAUUCAUCGCUCGCAAGAAUUGGAUUGUCUGUGGUUCAGACGACUUCCAGCUUCGCAUCUACAAUUACAAUACCUCCGAGAAGAUUGCUUCAUUUGAGGCGCAUCCAGAUUACAUCCGCUCCAUCGCAGUUCACCCAACGCAGCCGUUCGUGCUUACAGCUUCCGAUGACAUGACCAUUAAGUUAUGGGACUGGGAGAAGGGAUGGAAGUGCGUGCAGGUGUACGAGGGUCACAGUCAUUAUGUUAUGGGACUCUCAAUUAACCCUAAGGAUACGAACACAUUUGCGUCGGCAUGUCUGGACCGGACUGUCAAGAUUUGGAGUUUAGGCUCCCCGCACGCCAAUUUCACACUCGAGGCCCACGAAACGAAAGGCGUCAACCAUGUCGACUAUUAUCCGCAGGCUGACAAGCCCUAUCUUCUCACAACUUCCGAUGAUAAGACUGUGAAGGUUUGGGAUUACACCACAAAGGCUCUCAUUGCGACUUUGGAAGGACACACGAGUAAUGUCUCUUUCGCCUGCUACCACCCCGAAUUACCGGUUAUCAUCUCUGGAUCUGAGGAUGGAACGAUCAAGAUAUGGCACGCCAACACAUACAGACUGGAGCAAUCCCUGAGUUACGGCCUCGAAAGAGCCUGGUGUGUUUCAUAUCAACGGGGCAGGCAAGGUGUUGCACUCGGUUUUGAUGAUGGUGCUGUGGUAGUGAAGAUGGGUAGAGAAGAACCAGCGGUCUCCAUGGAUGGUUCAGGAAAGAUCGUGUGGGCGCGGCAUAACGAGGUCGUUUCCACCGUCAUCAAGGGUGGUGAUGCUAGUGUCAAGGAUGGAGCGCCGAUUUCCCUUCCAACCAAGGAUCUCGGCUCAUGUGAAGUGUAUCCUCAAACUCUGUCACAUUCGCCCAAUGGGCGCUUUGUUUCCGUCUGUGGAGAUGGCGAAUACAUUAUCUACACCGCCCUUGCUUGGAGAAACAAGGCUUUCGGGCAAGCUCUAGACUUCGCUUGGGGCUCAAAAGACAACAGUAACGACUACGCCAUUCGGGAGUCGGGUACUAGUGUCAAAAUCUUCAAGAACUUCAAGGAAGUGAGCGGCGGCCUCGAUGUUGGCUUCCAGGCCGAAGGUCUCACCGGGGGUGUUCUGCUCGGUGUUCGAGGACAGGGAGGGAUUGGCAUGUUUGAUUGGGAAUCUGGAAACUUAGUCCGACGUAUCGAGGUUGAGCCGCGGAACGUCUAUUGGUCGGAGUCUGGGGAGUUGGUCACCCUUGCUUGUGAUGACGCAUUCUACGUUCUACGAUUCUCCCGAGAAAACUAUGUCAAUGGGCUGAAUGCGGGUGAGGCUGAUGAGGACGGCGUUGAGUCGGCGUUCGAAGUUGUCACCGAUGUCAAUGAGUCUGUCAGGACAGGCCAAUGGGUUGGGGACUGCUUCAUCUAUACGAAUUCUACAAACCGUCUAAACUACCUUGUCGGCGAUCAAACAUACACGGUUUCACACUUUGAUCAGCCGAUGUACGUUCUGGGAUACCUGCCCCGUGAUGGUCGUGUUUACGUUGCCGACAAGGAUGUCAACGCGGUAUCAUUUGCUUUGUCUCUCAGCAUGGUAGAAUAUCAGACUGUCGUGCUGCGUGGGGACAUGGAUCUUGCGGCAGAGCUGCUCCAGGAUAUUCCGCAGGAUCAGAUGAACAAAGUGGCGCGGUUCCUCGAAGGUCAGGGCUAUAAGGAGAUGGCUUUGGAAGUUGCAACUGAUCAGGAGCAUCGUUUCGAGCUCGCCCUUGCUCUCAAUAAUCUCGACAUUGCCCUUGAAAUUGCCCGCGAAGCAAAUGUCGAGCACAAGUGGAAGAUUGUUGGUGAUGCUGCCUUGUCAGGAUGGAAUCUGUCCUUGGCACAAGAAUGCUUCAUCAACGCCAAAGAUGUCGGCUCCCUCCUGCUCUUGCAUACUGCUAGCGGCAACAAGGAAGGCCUCCGAGCGCUUGCAACGCAGGCAUCGGGUGCCGGCCUUCACAAUGUUGCGUUCUCUACAUUCUGGUCCCUCGGAGAUGUUGAUGGGUGUAUUGAUCUCCUUGUUCAAACCAACCGCCUUGCGGAAUCCGUCCUUUUUGCUCAAACUUACAAGCCCUCUCGAGCACCCGAGCUUGUGGUUAAGUGGAAGGAAUCCUUGGAACAAAACGGAAAGGCCAAGAUCUCUCGGCUCAUUGGUGUUCCGCCCGGUGUAACGGAUGUGCCAGCGGACGAUGAUCUGUUCCCGGAGUGGGAUGAAUAUCUCCGUCUCGAGAAGGAGGGUGUUGUUGCUGAGCCAGCCUCGUCAGGUUCCCUGAUCGAUGUUGAUGGAGAGGAUUCUGAGCCCGAGCCCGAGCCUGAGACGAACGGUUCCCAGGAGGUAGAGGCGGAGGCAUGA
Messenger RNA from Aspergillus mulundensis, 2568 nucleotides. Its product is annotated as coatomer subunit beta'. Lineage: Eukaryota; Fungi; Ascomycota; Eurotiomycetes; Eurotiales; Aspergillaceae. The record is from RefSeq and is a predicted model, not a curated record. Bases 1 to 2568 code for a protein of 855 amino acids. Gene Ontology annotation, molecular function: protein binding; structural molecule activity. Gene Ontology annotation, biological process: retrograde vesicle-mediated transport, Golgi to endoplasmic reticulum; endoplasmic reticulum to Golgi vesicle-mediated transport; intracellular protein transport. Gene Ontology annotation, cellular component: COPI vesicle coat. The transcript has 6 exons.